AUGUUUGAGAUCGCUAUAGGGAAUACCAGCAUUGGCACGUGGCAAAGUCAAAGCAGACUUGGCAGCACAAUCUGCCCUUUCAUUGCCUCUGAUGCCAACAUGGCUGGCACCGGGACCUACCGUGGGAUACCGUGGCCAUCACCGGGACCUACCGUGGGAUACCGUGGCCAUCACGGGGACCUACCGUGGGAUACCGUGGCCAUUACCGAGACCUACCGUGGGAUACCGUGGCCAUCACCGGGACCUACCGUGGCCAUCACGGGGACCUACCGUGGGAUACCGUGGCCAUCACCGGGACCUACCGUGGGAUACCGUGGCCAUCACCGGGACCUACCGUGGGAUACCGUGGCCAUCACCGGGACCUACCGUGGGAUACCGUGGCCAUCACGGGGACCUACCGUGGCCAUCACUGGGACCUACCGUGGGAUACCGUGGCCAUCACGGGGACCUACCGUGGGAUACCGUGGCCAUCACCGGGACCUACCGUGGGAUACCGUGGCCAUCACCGGGACCUACCGUGGGAUACCGUGGCCAUCACGGGGACCUACCGUGGCCAUCACUGGGACCUACCGUGGGAUACCGCCAUCACUGGGACCUACCGUGGGAUACCGUGGCCAUCACGGGGACCUACCGUGGGAUACCGUGGCCAUCACCGGGACCUACCGUGGUAUACCGUGGCCAUCACCGGGACCUACCGUGGGAUACCGUGGCCAUCACCGGAACCUACCGUGGGAUACCGUGGCCAUCACCGGGACCUACCGUGGGAUACCGUGGCCAUCACCGGGACCUACCGUGGGAUACCGUGGCCAUCACCGGAACCUACCGUGGGAUACCGUGGCCAUCACCGGGACCUACCGUGGGAUACCGUGGCCAUCACCGGGACCUACCGUGGGAUACCGUGGCCAUCACCGGGACCUACCGUGGGAUACCGUGGCCAUCACCGGGACCUACCGUGGGAUACCGUGGCCAUCACGGGGACCUACCGUGGCCAUCACUGGGACCUACCGUGGGAUACCGUGGCCAUCACGGGGACCUACCGUGGGAUACCGUGGCCAUCACCGGGACCUACCGUGGGAUACCGUGGCCAUCACCGGGACCUACCGUGGUAUACCGUGGCCAUCACCGGGACCUACCGUGGGAUACCGUGGCCAUCACCGGAACCUACCGUGGGAUACCGUGGCCAUCACCGGGACCUACCGUGGGAUACCGUGGCCAUCACCGGGACCUACCGUGGGAUACCGUGGCCAUCACCGGGACCUACCGUGGGAUACCGUGGCCAUCACCGGGACCUACCGUGGGAUACCGUGGCCAUCACGGGGACCUACCGUGGCCAUCACUGGGACCUACCGUGGGAUACCGUGGCCAUCACGGGGACCUACCGUGGGAUACCGUGGCCAUCACCGGGACCUACCGUGGGAUACCGUGGCCAUCACCGGGACCUACCGUGGUAUACCGUGGCCAUCACCGGGACCUACCGUGGGAUACCGUGGCCAUCACCGGAACCUACCGUGGGAUACCGUGGCCAUCACCGGGACCUACCGUGGGAUACCGUGGCCAUCACCGGGACCUAUCGUGGGAUACCGUGGCCAUCACCGGAACCUACCGUGGGAUACCGUGGCCAUCAAGGGGACCUACCGUGGGAUACCGUGGCCAUCACCGGGACCUACCGUGGGAUACCGUGGCCAUUACCGGGACCUACCGUGGGAUACCGUGGCCAUCACCGGGACCUACCGUGGCCAUCACGGGGACCUACCGUGGGAUACCGUGGCCAUCACCGGGACCUACCGUGGGAUACCGUGGCCAUCACCGGGACCUACCGUGGGAUACCGUGGCCAUCACCGGGACCUACCGUGGGAUACCGUGGCCAUCACGGGGACCUACCGUGGCCAUCACUGGGACCUACCGUGGGAUACCGUGGCCAUCACGGGGACCUACCGUGGGAUACCGUGGCCAUCACCGGGACCUACCGUGGGAUACCGUGGCCAUCACCGGGACCUACCGUGGGAUACCGUGGCCAUCACGGGGUGGGACCUACCGUGGCCAUCACUGGGACCUACCGUGGGAUACCGUGGCCAUCACGGGGACCUACCGUGGGAUACCGUGGCCAUCACCGGGACCUACCGUGGUAUACCGUGGCCAUCACCGGGACCUACCGUGGGAUACCGUGGCCAUCACCGGAACCUACCGUGGGAUACCGUGGCCAUCACCGGGACCUACCGUGGGAUACCGUGGCCAUCACCGGGACCUACCGUGGGAUACCGUGGCCAUCACCGGAACCUACCGUGGGAUACCGUGGCCAUCACCGGGACCUACCGUGGGAUACCGUGGCCAUCACCGGGACCUACCGUGGGAUACCGUGGCCAUCACCGGAACCUACCGUGGGAUACCGUGGCCAUCACCGGGACCUACCGUGGGAUACCGUGGCCAUCACGGGGACCUACCGUGGCCAUCACCGGGACCUACCGUGGGAUACCGUGGCCAUCACCGGAACCUACCGUGGGAUACCGUGGCCAUCACCGGGACCUACCGUGGGAUACCGUGGCCAUCACCGGAACCUACCGUGGGAUACCGUGGCCAUCACGGGGACCUACCGUGGGAUACCGUGGCCAUCACCGGAACCUACCGUGGGAUACCGUGGCCAUCACCGGGACCUACCGUGGGAUACCGUGGCCAUCACCGGGACCUACCGUGGGAUACCGUGGCCAUCACGGGGACCUACCGUGGGAUACCGUGGCCAUCACCGGGACCUACCGUGGGAUACCGUGGCCAUCACCGGGACCUACCGUGGGAUACCGUGGCCAUCACGGGGACCUACCGUGGGAUACCGUGGCCAUCACCGGGACCUACCGUGGGAUACCGUGGCCAUCACCGGGACCUACCGUGGGAUACCGUGGCCAUCAAGGGGACCUACCGUGGGAUACCGUGGCCAUCACCGGGACCUACCGUGGGAUACCGUGGCCAUCAAGGGGACCUACCGUGGGAUACCGUGGCCAUCACCGGGACCUACCGUGGGAUACCGUGGCCAUCAAGGGGACCUACCGUUGGAUACCGUGGCCAUCACCGAGACAGUGGUGA
Gigantopelta aegis is the source of this 3075-nucleotide messenger RNA. RefSeq lists its product as uncharacterized. The record is from RefSeq and is a predicted model, not a curated record. Lineage: Eukaryota; Metazoa; Mollusca; Gastropoda; Neomphalida; Peltospiridae. The transcript has 2 exons. Bases 1 to 3075 code for a protein of 1024 amino acids.